AUGCCGGACCAAGCAGAUCAGGCCCGGGCGCAGUCGCCUCUCCUGGGCGCUAUCCUUUGCUGCACCUCCAUUGGCCCCGACCAGAGAGAAGAACUCGCAAAAUGGGCAACCGACAUGGGCGCCGCCCACAAGUUCGAUCUUACCUCUGACGUAACCCACCUCGUCGUCGGCCACAUAGAUACCCAGAAGUACAAGUAUGUCGCCAAGGAGCGUCCAGAUGUCAAGGUUGUCUUGCCUGCCUGGGUCGCAGCCGUGCGGGAGUCAUGGCUAAAAGGCGGAGAAACGGACGUGGAAAAGCUGGAAGAGGAGUACCGCGUGCCCACCUUCCAUGGCCUGCGCAUAUGCAUAACGGGAUUCGAGGACUUGUCGCGACGGAAAUACUUCGAAGAGACAGUCACCGCUAACGGCGCGUGGGGCGUCAAGACUGUCACGUCACAGUGGCUUACAGACAGCAUUGAACGCCAAAUGGCUCUCGACGAGGCAUUGUACGAUCCGUUUCUACCAGAAGAAAUUCGCGGAAAAGGCGCGUUCAAGAAGCUACCGGCCGAGUCAACGCCACUAGGCAAGCGCUUGCGCACGUCUGUUACAGAAGAUGGAGAAGGCAAGCGAAAAUUGAGGCGGACUGCAAGCACCAAGUUGGGAAGUCAAAGCUCGGCUAUCUGGAACGAAAUUGAAACUGGGAGUUUUGGCGUGAAGCAAGAAGAAUCCGUAAAGGACGGCGUGGUCAGCAGAGAGGCGGUCCCUGCUAUGAACAAAGCCGACAUUCACAGAAGCGCAAGUCUGGAUCAAUCGCAUGGCGCGCACAACCAGCCCCCUCUGUUCAAGCAAUGUGCAGGAUGUUUCAAUGGCAGAAUCAUAUACGUGUAUGGGUUUGAUCGCGCCAAGACCGGGAUUCUACAGCAACAUCUCCACCAGAAUGGAGCUCAACUUGUUUUGACACCAGAACAACUCUGCUCACACGAGGACCCAGAGUUAGAGUCUGGCUUUUUGAUCACUCCCUCAGAUGUUGCUCGUGACGCGCUUGAGGACCUACCUAUUGUCGCUGAGGGUCUCACGCGCGUCAACGAGUGGUGGGUGGAGAAAUGUCUUCAUCAGAAGAAGAUCGUCGAUCCUAUCAAAGAAGUGAUUUGCAGACCUUUCCCUCAGAUUCCAAUCCAUGGUUUUGAAGACUUGAUCAUCUCUUCAACUUCAUUUACUGAUUAUGACCGCCUGCAUGUAUCGAAGGUCGUGAAACUAAUGGGUGCCACUUAUGACGAAGUCCUGAAAGAAAGCGUGUCGGUCUUGAUCUGCAACUCAGACUCGCCCAUUAACCCUAAAGCCAGGUUCUGUCUGGAGCGUUCUAUUCCCGUUGUAUUCCCGUCCUGGCUGUGGGGUUGCAUCUCCACGGGCGAGCGGCAGCCAUUUGAAGCACAUGCAUUACAUCUACCACCCGAAAGAUCCAGGGAGUCGUCGCAGCAGCCACAGACGCGAAAGAGCUCUACGGCAAACACGGAUGUCACUACAAAAGAAGGACCCGCUUUGCCGUUGUACGAAUCGGCAAGCGAGGACGAGGACGAAGGCGCCGGCGGCGCGGCUGUCCCGGAUGACGAUCCGGUGCCUCCCUACCCCGAUGACGACACUUCGUCGCAAUCAAAACACCUGCAGGAAUUGUCGCAAUCAGACGCGAAUGCACUUCGAAAACCCUUGCCCACAGACACAUCACCUGCAGAUCAGCGGAAGCAGCCGCAGCUUCCCGACAAUCUCUCUAGCAGCACCGCAAUCACACCGCCGGCUGCUGCCGCUCCGCCCCUAACCGACGACACCCCGACUACUAACCUCAACAAUACCAUUGCUGCCUUACUCGCUCAAAAGAAGCAGAAGGAGUCGUUCCGCCCCGUCUCUGCCGGUUCCGACAAUGCCGGUAGUGGUUUAGCCCGCAACAACCGGCAGCAACGUCGCCGGCAGCUGGGCCGCGCGCCUAGCAUGACGUCCAAUGGCUCUGCGCCAUCCUCACUAUCCGCACAGAAUUCCUUCUCCACCGCCGCGAGAUCUGCCGCUGCUGGGGAAGGUGAAGAGACGGCUGCUGCCCCGCCCUGGGACGAGGAACCGGCGGCCAGCCAGGCCCUCGUGUGGGGUGACUGCGAGGAUGAGGCGGAGCGCGUGCAGCUGAUCAGGCGACUGGGCGGAAAGGUAGUAGAGGGAGAUGGUGCAGGCGGUGCCGCCGACGGCAUGAGGGCAGUGGAUCGGAUUGGGCGGGUGGCGGAUGCCGGGGAGGGAAGUGGGGCUAGGGUCAUGAGGAAGAGGGCAGCUAGCGGAAGAAUGUAUUAG
Lasiodiplodia theobromae is the source of this 2307-nucleotide messenger RNA. RefSeq names its product BRCT domain-containing protein. The record is from RefSeq and is a predicted model, not a curated record. Lineage: Eukaryota; Fungi; Ascomycota; Dothideomycetes; Botryosphaeriales; Botryosphaeriaceae. The transcript is spliced from 9 exons. The coding region runs from base 1 to 2307 and encodes 768 amino acids. Gene Ontology annotation, biological process: mitotic G2 DNA damage checkpoint signaling; DNA replication initiation; mitotic DNA replication checkpoint signaling.